GAAUGGAGAAAAAAAGGUGGGAAAAAAACAGUCUUUCAUCUUUAAAAGCAGAGCUCAAGUGGCAGGUAUAAUGGCAGCGACGGCAGCGAGCUAAGCAGAGCUCGAGGGCCAAGUGCAGAGGACUGAGGCUGACUAGAGGAGGCAGAGAGGGGUUCCCUUUUCCGCUGCUCGUAGCCAUGGCUCUCCUCCGCUGCAUCUUCCUCCUCGCUGUCCUGCUUCCCCACCAGUACCACAAUGCCGCCGCCGCCGACGACGACGACGUCGCCUCCGCGUCCGUGAACCACGGCCCGGCGCCGCACGACUACAGGGACGCGCUCACCAAGUCCAUCCUCUUCUUCGAGGGCCAGCGCUCGGGGAAGCUGCCGCCGUCGCAGCGCGUCACCUGGCGGAGGGACUCCGGCCUCUCCGACGGCUCCUCCAUCAAGGCAAGAAAACCCCCCUGCGUUCCACCGAUUUUCAUCCCCGCAUCGCGCCGUCUCGCCGGAGUUUUCACCCGCAUUGUGCAUCUUGGUCAGGUGGACUUGGUGGGAGGGUACUACGACGCCGGCGACAACAUGAAGUUCGGCUUCCCGCUGGCGUUCAGCAUGACGAUGCUGGCGUGGAGCGUGGUGGAGUUCGGUGGCCUCAUGAAGGGCGAGCUCCAGCACGCCAGGGACGCCGUCCGCUGGGGCUCCGACUACCUCCUCAAGGCCACCUCCCACCCGGACACCGUCUACGUCCAGGUCGGUGAUGCGAACCGGGACCACGCGUGCUGGGAGCGGCCAGAGGACAUGGACACCCCGAGGACCGUGUACAAGGUCGACCCGAGCACCCCGGGGACCGACGUCGCGGCCGAGACCGCCGCGGCGCUCGCCGCCGCGUCGCUCGUCUUCCGCAAGUCCGACCCGGCAUACGCCAGCCGCCUCGUCGCAAGGGCCAAGAGGGUGUUCGAGUUCGCGGACAAGCACAGGGGCACGUACAGCACCCGGCUCUCGCCAUACGUCUGCCCAUACUACUGCUCCUACUCCGGGUACCAGGAUGAGCUGCUAUGGGGGGCGGCAUGGCUGCACAGGGCGACCAAGAACCCGACGUACCUGAGCUACAUCCAGAUGAACGGGCAGGUGCUGGGCGCGGACGAGCAGGACAACACGUUCGGGUGGGACAACAAGCACGCCGGCGCGAGGAUCCUGAUCGCCAAGGCGUUCCUGGUGCAGAAGGUGGCGGCGCUGCACGAGUACAAGGGCCACGCCGACAGCUUCAUCUGCUCCAUGGUGCCCGGCACCCCCACCGACCAGACGGAGUACACCAGGGGCGGCCUCCUGUUCAAGCUCAGCGACAGCAACAUGCAGUACGUCACCUCCAGCUCCUUCCUCCUGCUCACCUACGCCAAGUACCUCGCCUUCUCCAAGCAGACCGUCUCCUGCGGCGGCGCCGCCGUCACGCCGCAGCGCCUCCGCGCCAUCGCGCGCCGGCAGGUGGACUACCUCCUCGGGAGCAACCCGAUGGGGAUGUCCUACAUGGUCGGGUACGGCGCCAAGUACCCGCGGAGGAUCCACCACCGCGCGUCGUCGCUGCCGUCGGUCGCCGCGCACCCCGCCAGGAUCGGCUGCUCGCAGGGGUUCACCGCGCUCUACUCCGGCGUCGCCAACCCCAACCUCCUCGUCGGCGCCGUCGUCGGCGGGCCCAACCAGCAGGACCAGUUCCCCGACGAGCGCAGCGACCACGAGCACUCCGAGCCGGCGACCUACAUCAACGCGCCGCUCGUCGGCGCGCUCGCCUACCUCGCCCACUCGUACGGCCAGCUCUAGCCUCGGGAGAUCUUGAUCAAACAAAUCGUCCCAGAUAAUAGUAUCAUCAUUUCCAUGUCAUCGUAAUCUAAUUAGUCGGUGGGUAAUUUCGGGGCAAGUUAAUUAGUAGUAAUUGUGAUCUGGGGACCCCAGUGCAUGCAAAAAAACAAGAGCACUAGUGGGUCUAAGUAUUCAUUAGGGUACGUAAUUAGCGUGCUCGCUGGUGUUAAGCGUGUGUUCGUGAUGCGGCGGACGAAUGUUCGUCCGGACAUGUACCGGGUUGCAGCUCGCAACUCAUUGCUAAAUCAAGUGUCUUUUAUUAUCUCU
Molecule: messenger RNA, 2093 nt
Organism: Oryza brachyantha (malo sina)
Lineage: Eukaryota; Viridiplantae; Streptophyta; Magnoliopsida; Poales; Poaceae
Product: endoglucanase 3-like
Biological process (GO): carbohydrate metabolic process
Molecular function (GO): hydrolase activity, hydrolyzing O-glycosyl compounds
Source: RefSeq, a predicted model, not a curated record